This is a messenger RNA of Nicotiana tabacum (common tobacco), 702 nucleotides long. NCBI's taxonomy places the organism in Eukaryota, Viridiplantae, Streptophyta, Magnoliopsida, Solanales, Solanaceae. The record is from RefSeq and is a predicted model, not a curated record.
UAACCGUUAUAUGGCCGCACGACUGAAAUUCUAUUCUCCUUUUCUUUUUCCCGUCACCACCCAUGUUGGUACAUAUACGUUCACUGUUUCACGGCCCGCCUCUUUCGCUAGUUUGGUCCUCAGUUUCUUCAGUCUAAUAAAACGAAAGAGUUAAAUACAUCUAUGGUUCUAAAUGGCAUACCUGAAAGACAUAGCGAGGCUGGCAGAUGGGCUAUCUUUGGUUGCCAAAGAGGCUGUCAACCGCCAACUACGCCACAACAACUUGCAAUCGUUAAUUAAGAAGACUCUUCUCUCCGCCACCGACUUAACCGGACUCACCAAGGGCAAGGUUCGACAAAUCGACAAGGAGAUCGGUGGAAAUUCCGCUGUACAUCCUGAUUCGAAUAAACAAAGCGUUGUUUACUUUGGGGAUGAGAAAACUAGCCCCUCUAGUUCUAGUACGUUCACUUCCGAGUCAGAGGUUGUGCCCCAAAUUGAACGCGAUUUACCGCCGGACGAAGUUGCUGCGGCUGAAUUUCAUGAAAAUGUAGUACAGUCUCCGUCUCAAACUGCUGUUGGGACAUCCAUCGAGGGUGAUCCUCAGAAAGAUUCAUCACUCUCUUCUGAAAGCAACGCUGCUGAAGCUGUUGGGCCUGCCACUCCGGAGCUGGUUAUCAAGAGGCAGAGGAAGCCUCGGGAGAGGAAAGUGCCGUCCACUUCUUU